This is a messenger RNA of Paramisgurnus dabryanus, 1720 nucleotides long. Its product is annotated as cytochrome P450 2C23-like. NCBI's taxonomy places the organism in Eukaryota, Metazoa, Chordata, Actinopteri, Cypriniformes, Cobitidae. The record is from RefSeq and is a predicted model, not a curated record. Gene Ontology annotation, molecular function: iron ion binding; heme binding; oxidoreductase activity, acting on paired donors, with incorporation or reduction of molecular oxygen, reduced flavin or flavoprotein as one donor, and incorporation of one atom of oxygen. Gene Ontology annotation, biological process: xenobiotic metabolic process. Gene Ontology annotation, cellular component: intracellular membrane-bounded organelle; cytoplasm.
UUUGUUUUCAGUCUGUUGUAACGGGGACUGCUGCCAUGAUUUUCGACCUGAACUCUGUGAGCCUGGCUUUGGUUCUGGGUUUGAUCUUUCUGAUUCUGUUUGAGGUGAUGAGGCUUCAUUUCACCAGAGCCCAAAAUCCACCUGGACCCACACCUUUUCCUUUUGUGGGAACUGUACCAUAUUUUAUAAAGGAUCCAAUGGGAUCUAUCAGAUCAAUCAGUCAGUAUGGAGAAUUGUCCAGUGUGUACCCGGGAAGAAGGCCAGCGAUAGUCUUGAAUACACUGCAGAUCACAGAGGAAGCCCUGGUCCAAAAGGCUUCAUCUUUUUCUGGAAGACCAGCUUUACCUCUUAUAGAAUGGACAACUAAAGGACUCGGUAUUGCAAUGGUGCAGUACGGUCACUCGUGGAGACAGCAGAGAAGGUUUGCUCUCCACACGCUCAGAAACUUCGGCCUGGGAAAGAAAUCUUUGGAGGAGCGUGUGUUAGAUGAAGCCCGAUACCUGGUUACUGAGAUACUUAAAGCAGAAGGAACCGCAUUUGACCCAGGGCACACCGUACAGAAUGCAGUUUCCAAUAUAAUCUGUGCCGUCGUGUUUGGAGAUCGCUUUGAAUAUGAUAACAAACGCUUUGGAUACCUUCUGAAGAUCCUCAAUGAGAACAUCGUGAUGAUGGGGUCAGCUAUAGGACAGAUAUUCAACUUGGUUCCUAUCAUCAAACACUUGCCUGGACCUCACCAGAAGGUCAUUCAGAACAACACUGAGCUAGAGGAUUUCAUUCGUAAAGAAGUUAAAGGACACAGACAAACGUUGGAUCCACAAAACCCACGAGACUUCAUUGAUGCCUAUCUGUUAGAGAUUGAGAAACAAAAGUCACAUGAGGACUCAACCUUUCAUGAGGAGAACAUGGUUAGGUCAGCAGCCGAUCUCUUCUUCGCUGGAACCGACACAACGGCAACCACCAUUAGAUGGGGACUCAUCUUCUUGAUGGACAGCCCAGAUGUACAAGAGCGAUGUCAUGAGGAGAUUGUUCAGGUGUUGGGUUAUGAUCGUCGGCCCAGCAUGGAUGACCGUGACAAACUUCCAUACACAUGCGCCACUGUUCAUGAGAUUCAACGCUGUGCCAACAUUGUUCCUCUUGGUGUAUUUCAUGAAACCACACAGCCAACGAAACUGAGAGGAUAUGACAUUCCCAAGGGAACUAUGAUCAUGACAAACUUAACAGCAAUUUUCACUGAUAAGGAGCACUGGAAAUGUCCGGACACUUUCAAUCCAGAGAAUUUCUUGGAUGAGAACGGACAUUUCUACAAACCUGAGGCAUUCAUCCCUUUCUCAAUCGGUCCGAGGGUUUGUCUCGGCGAGAUCCUUGCAAGGACAGAACUUUUCCUUUACUUUGUGUCUCUCCUUCAGCAGAUUCAUUUCUCCUGGCCACCAAACUCACAGCAUCCAGACAUGGAUGGUAUCAUGGGUGUGGUAAGAUACCCGCACCCCUUUAAAAUCAUAUGCCGUAGCAGAGAUGCCAAAGACUGACUGUCAGUGACCCGACAGGCCAAGAACACAGAAGAACACUGGAAUUGUGUAGGUGUUUUUUUAGUCUUUUGUAAUGGUAUCAUCACAGGCCAUGUGUUUUGUCAGAGCAUGAUGUCUGUAUUGUGACUUUUAGCCGCAUUAUACUGCAUGCUUUAUGUCUUGUUACAGAAAUAAAGCUCUGUAAUCUUGUAUAA